AUGCGUACCUCAGCUGCUAUUGCUGCUACUAUCUUGGCUAGCUCUGCCACUGCUGCUCCUACUCCUGGCCUUUUGAGCAGUAUCUUCGGCCUUCUCACCAAUGACCUGAACUCGCUCCUCAGCUCUCUUGGUAUCACCUUGCAGACCAACGCCAACAUUCACGGUCCCACCGUUCCAUUCCACGACCAGUGCCCUUUCAGUAUCAACACUUCGGUCAGUCUUUCUACCGACCUUUUCAGCCACGACAUCACCUGGCCUCUGGGUGUCAACGGCGGUGAUUACAUCAACUGGAGAACCUUCAAGAGCAAUGGUGCUAACCUUGGCGGUUGGCUCGAGAAGGAGAGAACCCACGAUCCCAUCUGGUGGUCUUCAGUCGGUGGUGACAACGCUCCUGAUGAGUGGACGCUGUGUCAGACUCUUGGGUCUCAGUGUGGUCCCAUUCUCGAGGCUCGCUAUCAAAGCUUCUUGAACACAACCACCAUCGAUCAGCUUGCCAGCGUUGGUGUCAAUCUUCUUCGUAUCCCCACAACCUACGCCGCUUGGGUUAAGGUCCCUGGAUCCCAGUUGUACUCUGGUAACCAGCAGAAGUGGCUCAAGGCCAUCACCGACUAUGCUGUCUUGAAGUACAACAUGCACAUCAUUAUUGGACUCCACUCCCUUCCCGGUGGUGUUAACAACCUCGAUAUCGGCGAUGCUCUCUUCCACGAUGGCUGGUUCUACAACGCCACCAACCUCGACUACAGCUUCCAGGCUGUUGACGGUGUCCUCAACUUCAUCAAGAACUCUGGCUACCAGAACGCCUUCACCAUCGCUCCUAUUAACGAGGCUUCCGACAAUCUUGCUGGUUUCGGUAGCGCCGCUGGUCUCUCUAACAAUGCUACUAACUGGAUCAACACCUACGUCAACGGUGUCCUCAACAAGAUCGCUGCUGUUGACAAGCGUAUUCCUCUCCAGCUCCAGGACUGCUUUAAGGGAGCUUCCUACUGGGCACCUUUCUACGAUGCUAGCACCAACAUCGUCUUCGACUCGCACGUCUACUACUUCGCCGCUGCUGGUACCUACGCCAAUUACGUCAACCCUGCUGUUUGCGGUCAAGCCCAGUACAUUGCCGAAGAGACCAAGUUCCCUGUCUUCAUUGGCGAAUACUCAUUGCAAGCUAUGUACAACAACACUCUGAACGUCACUACUCGCAAGACUCUCUUCGACACUCAGCGUUACGCCUGGUCGAAGUAUGUUGCCGGUGGAUCAUUCUGGACCGCCGUUUCCUACUCCACCGCAGCCGUCGACGGCGAGGGUACCCAGAGAGACUACUGGUCUUACAUUGACCUCAUCAACCAGGGUGUCAUCACCAAGCAGACCAACGCCUCUUACUGCUAA
This is a messenger RNA of Aureobasidium musti, 1377 nucleotides long. Lineage: Eukaryota; Fungi; Ascomycota; Dothideomycetes; Dothideales; Saccotheciaceae. The record is from the annotation of a GenBank genome assembly.